Messenger RNA from Pieris macdunnoughi, 1302 nucleotides. NCBI's taxonomy places the organism in Eukaryota, Metazoa, Arthropoda, Insecta, Lepidoptera, Pieridae. The record is from the annotation of a GenBank genome assembly.
AUGCACGGUUGGAUAAAGAUUACUCUUAUAUUAUGUCUAUUCGGCACUUUAAGAGAGAUUCGUCCCUCAGAACCCUUUGUAACAGAGUUUUUGCUUGGAAAGUGGAGAAAUAUUACAGAAUCUCAAUUGAACCGUGAUGUUUAUCCUGUGGGAACGUAUUCCUAUCUAGGACUUUUAGUCAUCGUAUUUUUAAUCACAGAUUUCUUACGAUUUAAACCAGUCAUUAUUCUCUCAGGUAUAAGUGGAAUAGCAGUGUAUGCAGUAUUACUAUGGACUACAAGUUUAGAAUGGCUACAAGUGUCUCAAGUUCUAUAUGGAAUUUACAUGGCAACAGAAGUUGCAUACCUCACAUACAUUUAUGCAAAGGUGGACUCUUCAAAGUACCCUAAAGUGUCAUCCUACACUCGCAUGGCCGCACUAACUGGUCGUUUUCUCUCUGGAGUGAGCUCCCAAUUAUUAACUCACUUUAAUAUAAUGGAUCUUCGGGACCUUAAUUACAUAACACUUGCAGCUCAAAUUCUGGCUACGUUUUGGGCGUUUUGGCUGCCUCCAGUACCAUAUGGAAUAUAUUUUCAUCGACGGUCAAUUUCCAGUACUACGCAAUCGGAUAUACCGAUCGAAAAACAAGCACCACAAGACGGGUACGAUUCUAAAUCAUUCCGGUCUCAAAUUUCCGAAGCUACUGUAUUAAUAUAUCGCCACGCACGCAGCGCAUACUCCCGACCCAAAGUUGUAGCGUGGUCUGCCCUUUACGCAGUGGCACUCGCACUGUUUGUACAGUCACAGACUUAUAUGCAACUAUUGUGGAAAAGGAUACGGGGUGAUGACGAAGAAAUGGAACUAUACAAUGGGGCAGUAGAAGCACUCCAAACGGCAUUUGGUGCGGCUGGUGCAUUCCUAGCUUCAUACUGGACCUACGCUGUGUUGCCAGCGCCCAUCGCCGCUGUACAGGGUGUUGCCAUGUUCCUAGCGACGUAUGUUAAUGAUAUCACCACAUCAUAUACUGGCUACAUAGUUAUGGGCAUGCUGUUUCAUUAUACAAUUACACUGGCAAGUGCCAAAAUAGCAAGCCAACUAAGUGACGAAAGUUGUUUUGGAUUGAUAUUUGGUAUCAACACCCUAAUUGGUACAGGACUACAGUCUAUUUUGACUUUAGUCCUAAUACAAACCCUAGAUUUACCAAUUCAUGCGCAAUAUUAUUUUAUAAGCGGAUUUUUCUUACUACUUGCUUCAUUUUGGCUUCUUGGCUGCAUAAUCCAUUUUUUUAAACAGAAACAUAGUAUUAAUUUAAACCAGUAUUAA